UCGGCGGUUUCCUAGGGGGAAAGGAGUGGAGAGUGGGAGGGGCGGCCCAACUACUCGCUCCGCUGCAGACUCGGGAUGCGCUAGGACUGGGAGGCUCCACGCUGGACUCGGAUCCUCUCGGCCUCGUGGAAUUCGGGCUUUCAGCACCCCACCACCGCCGCCGCCGCCUCAUGUGGCUCUUGGAGAAAGCUGGCUACCGGGUAGGGGCCGCGGAGCCCAGGGCCCGGUGGGCGCCCUCCAGUUUGUUUCCUAAGCGCCGCACCCCGUCUCGCCCGUGCCCCAACGUCCUCACCCCGGAUCGCAUCCCGCAGUUCUUCAUCCCGCCUCGGCUCCAGGACCCAGGUGGCGCGCUGCCCCACAGCGGCGGGCGCGGCCUCCCCGCGACCUGUUCGCUGCCACACCUGGCGGGCCGAGAAGGCUGGGCCUUCCUGCCCGAGAGCCCGCACACGCGCCGGCGCGAGUCCCUGUUCCACUGGCCACCGGCCACCCCCGCCGGCGGGCUGCCCCCCGCGCCGUCCCGCCUGCACGUCUCCGCCCCGGACCUGCGCCUCUGCCGGGCCCCCGACAGCGACACGGCCUCGUCGCCGGAUUCGUCGCCCUUCGGCUCGCCGCGGCCAGGCCCCGACCGGCCCCGGCCGCCCCGGCCGAGCUCGCUGUCCCGGCUGCAGGCGAGCUCGGCGGCCACCAGCCCGCACGCCUCGCGCCGCGCGGGACCGCCCACGCCGCCCCUCUUCCACCUCGACUUCUUGUGCUGCCAACUGCGGCCGACCCAGGAGAGCGUGCUGCACCUCGAGCCCCGGGGAGGGCAGCUGCGGCUCUCCGCCGAGUACCCGGCCGGGCCCGGGCGGCUGCGGCUGCGCCUGGUGAGCGCCGAGGGCCUGCCGCGGUCGCGGGCUGGCCCCGGGAGCGGCGGCGGUGGCUGCUGCGUGGUGCUGAGGCUGCGGCCGCGCUCCCGGCCGCGGGGCCAGCGGAGCCGAGUGGUCAAAUGCAGCACCAACCCCAUCUUCAAUGAGGACUUUUUCUUCGAUGGGCUCGGCCCGCCGGACCUGGCCGCCCACAGUCUGAGGGCCAAGGUGCUGGACAGGGGCGCAGGAUUCCGCAGGGACGUGUUGCUGGGGGAGUGUGAGACGCCCCUGAUUGCCCUGCUGCCGCCCUUGGGUGGUGGGCUAUGUCCCGGGGCCUCCCUGGUGCCUGCCCAUCUCAGCCUGUAGCCUGAGAGAAGGUCUCUUCCUCAGGAGGGCUCCACCGGGUCUACAGUCUCCAUUCUUUCCAUCUGCCCAACAUGUAUUUAUUUUUGCAAAUAAAAUA
This is a messenger RNA of Capra hircus (goat), 1308 nucleotides long. It is a transcript of the gene C2CD4D, whose product is annotated as C2 calcium dependent domain containing 4D. The record is from RefSeq and is a predicted model, not a curated record. Lineage: Eukaryota; Metazoa; Chordata; Mammalia; Artiodactyla; Bovidae. The coding region runs from base 171 to 1211 and encodes 346 amino acids. The transcript has 2 exons.